CCCGGCGCCCUUCCGAUCCGGGGCGCCGAGAGGUGACAGAUCAGUCUCCGGCGUCCUGUCCUGUCCUCCCGCGGGAGAAGAUGAGGACGGAACAAGAGCGCAAGGGACUGGAGCCGGACUCUUUAACAGCCCGGAGAAGCCGUCGACCCGCUGAACCCCAAACGCUCAACGGCUAGCGCCGCCCUUCCCGCCUCAAGCCGCCUUGAGCUCCCCGAGGAGUCCCCGCCCCCUCCCGGCAGCCGUUGCGCCGCGGCGGACGUCUCAGACUGGCACGCGUAGCCGCUGCGACCAUUUUGGACGAGGGCGGGAAGGCAAAGCGAUAGGGCGAAGCCGGCUCGCGUCACAAUGGUCACGACUGCGUGGAAGGAGAAUUCGAGAGGCUGCGUUGCCGCCAUUUUUUCCUAAAUUCUGAUUAUGUACCUUUUGCCCAUCUGUAUCAGUCGUUAUCCACUCUAGCGGGCCCUCGGAAGGCCGGUUCUGGCCUCUAGUGGCUCUGAUGCCCGCUCUCUGACUCCUGGGCCCGGCCUGCGGGCGAUCGUGAGCGCGGGACGCCGCGUGUGAUCAGACCCGCUAGGAGAGGCGGGUGUCCUGCCGCCGGCGCUGGUGGUUGCCAUGGGGCCGCCUUUGGCUCAGCUCCCUCCCUGGGCCCCGAAUCAGGCAGGACCCAAGUCCGGGGAGCCCUGGGCCAUAACCUUCGCGGACGUGGCCGUGUACUUCUCCCCGGAGGAGUGGGGGUGUCUGCAGCCCACGCAGAGAGCCCUGUACCGGGACGUGAUGCGCGACACCUACGUCCUCCUGAGCGCCCUCGGUGAGGUCCUGCUGCCCGCCUGGCCCACACCCCGCGGCUCCUCUGGGUCCUGCACGUUGGGGGUUGUCGGUGUGUGGGACGACCUCGAAUCCUGGGGUUUGGAUUCUUCUCCCUUAGGAGGUGGAGGCGCCAAGCCAGCGCUGAUCUCCUGGGUGGAGCGAGAGGCCGAACUGUGGGAUCCAGAUGCCCAGGAUCCAGAGGUGCCCAAGUGGCCAACAGAAGCAGACACAGAUUGUAGAAACAAAGAAGAGAAAAAAGAAAAGGAAGUGCCUGAAGCACUGGAGAAGACACUUUCUCCAGACUCUCGGCCUCCUGGACUGAAGGGUCCCCAAGCCUCCUUUGUUGGGCUCCCGUAUGUCUUGGAGCUGCCCUCCAAAGCACAUCACCGGGGCCGCCCGCCUCUCCGAGCCCACCCUUCUGUCCCACGAGCAGACCAGCGUCAUGGGUGCUACGUGUGUGGAAAGAGCUUUGCCUGGCGCUCCACGCUGGUGGAGCAUCUCUACACUCAUACGGGCGAGAAGCCUUUCCAGUGCCCUGACUGCGGCAAGGGCUUUGGCCGAGCUUCUUCCCUGAGCAAGCACCGCGCCAUCCACCGAGGGGAACGGCCCCACUGCUGCCCUAACUGUGGUCGGGCCUUCACACAGCGCUCGGCUCUCACCACCCACCUUCGGGUCCACACUGGCGAGAAGCCCUACUGCUGUGCUGACUGCGGCCGCUGCUUCAGCCAGAGCUCUGCCCUCUACCAGCACCAGCGUGUGCACAGCGGCAAGACCCCCUUCCCCUGCACUGACUGUGGCCGUGCCUUCGCCCACGCCUCCGACCUGCGGCGACACGUCCGGACCCACACGGGCGAGAAGCCCUACCCCUGUCCAGACUGUGGGCGCUGUUUCCGGCAGAGCUCAGAAAUGGUCGCCCACAGGCGAACCCACAGUGGCGAGCGCCCCUACCCCUGUCCUCAGUGUGGGAGGUGCUUCGGCCAGAAGUCAGCCAUGGCCAAACACCAGUGGGUCCAUCGGCCGAGAGUCGGGGGCCGCAGGGGUGGGGGGGGCAGUGGGUUGCCUAUGCCCCUGGCCCCUGGCCCACGGGACCUGGACCCACCUGUGGGCUUUCAGCACUACCCAGAGAUUUUCCAGGAGUGUGGGUGACAACCUCAAAAAUGACAAGGCAAGGGUGAAGAUCUAGACACUGCCUGAGGCCCCAGAUGGGCUUGGGGCAGCCUCUGUGGCAGCCUUGAGGAAGGUUGCAGAGUCUAGCGAGAGCUGGAUGGGGGACUGGGGAGUCUCAUGGGCCCUCACCAGCUCCAUCUGCGAUGCUUUGCUCCCUACUGCCCUGGACCAGACUGUAGAAGAGCUCCCUACUAUGGGGAGGGCCGAGGUGGGAACCCCAUUGGACCUUGAGGAGGACUUUGUUGACUCUGUGUUUUUUGUGUGUGUGUGCUGGGGAUCAAACCCAGGGCUUAGGUUUGCUAAGAAAGUGUUACCACUGAGCCACAUCCCCAGCCCCCCUUCACCCCUCCCUUUUUGGAGGUACUAGAGAGUGAACUCGGGUUCUUCACCCUGAUCUACAUUCCCGGCCUAUUUAUUUAUUUAUUUAUUUAUUUUUGAGACAGGGUCUCACUAUUUAGCUAAGUUGCCCAGGCUGGACUUGAACUUGUGAGCCUUCUGCCUCAGCUUCUCAGAGUGCUGGAAUUUCAAGCAUGUGCCACCAGGUCUAGCCACCCAGCCCUUCUAAAAUUUAUUUUGAGAGCCAGGUAUGGUGGCAGGCAUUUGUAAUCCCAGCAAUUGGGAGGCUGAGGCAUAAGGAUUGCCAUGAAUUCAAGGUCAGCCUGGAAUACAUAGUAAGACCUUGCCUCCAAAAAAAAGUGUAUGUAUAUAUAUACAUAUAUAUAAAUUUUAUUUUGAGAAGAGGUCUUACCAUGUUGCUCAGGGAUUAUAGGCCUGUGCCAUGUGCCUGGUUUUGACCCAUUGUCUCUUUAGUACAGAAGUUAAAACUGGUGGCCCAGUCCUGAAUUGGCCCUGCAGGUAUUUUAUUUACUUUGAUGCAAGCAGUAUUUUCAAAUGUUAUAAAUUAGUGGUCAAGAAGUAAAAAUCAGAACCUAAAUCUGGUGAUGCCUACUUGUAAUGCUAACAUUUGGGAGGCUGACGCAGGACAAUCACAAGUUUGAGGCCGGUCUGGACUACAUAGUUCAAGGCCAGCCUGUCUAAAAAAUCAAACAAACAGGGCUGAGGAUUUAGCUCAGUGGUGCCCCCGCUUGCCUCGCAAGCGUAAGGUCCCAAGUUCCGUCCCUGGUACCAAAAAUCAAACAUUUAACAUCCAGGUACUGAUCACAAAAAUCUAGGUUAUUGCCUUCUCUUGAAAAACUGAGAGGCUUGGCAACUUGACAUAAAUUCUCACAAAACCAUAAUAUGGGGGAGCUGAGCAGCAGUUGAAUUCGAAAACCAUGGUCUGUAGUACGUUCAUUUCCUGCAUCAGAGGGGUUGUGUGUUAAGGAUGGCAGGAGGGAAGUAAAGGGAGGCGUUAUAUCAAAUCUCACUUGUUUUGGCCUUGUGGUUUAUGAAGUACUUGUCUCUUCUGUCAUCUGAUUUUGCUCUUGUAACUGCCUGGGAAGAAAGCAGCUUGCUUGGAGAGAGACCUCCAGGCAGGAAGAGGCUGUCGGGCAUGUCUUCACCCCAAAGCGUGCGUUAUGUGUGCUCAGCCGAUGGGCACCUCAUGGUUUUGGAGGGGAGGCCCAGGAGCCUGCCCUGUCUGCAGGCCUGGCCAUGCUAGACCCAGCCUGGGCCUCCUCAUGGGCCUGGACUGGAUGGGAGUUUAGCUUUUUCAGUUGGGGACACUGACCAGGUGACCAGGUUGGGGACACUGAGCAACCUGCCCAAAGCCACACAGUUCAACUGCAGAAUUCCUAGUCUACUGCUGCCUUUAUUGCUUUGUGGAAUUGGAAAUUGAACCCAGGGCUUUGAAGCACAUGCUAGGCAACUACUUUACCACUGAGCUACAGCCUCAGCAGUGUUUGGUUUUGUUUUGUUUUUGUAGGACUGGGGAUUGAACCCAGGACCUUUAUACUGAGCUACAUCACCAGCCCUUUUAAAAAUUUUAUUUUUAAUCACUUCUUGGGCUUUUGGCUAAGAUGAAGUGCAAAAUUUACAGUAAGACCCUAACUUACAGACACUCAAGUUAUGAACUUUCGUAGGUGCACUGUAAAAGACUCACUUUGUCAGUUUACAAACAAAUCGGGGACUUACUGUGUUUUGAGACGGUUCAAGGUUUCAAUAAAUUGUCCAGGCUAGCCUUGAA
Messenger RNA from Heterocephalus glaber (naked mole-rat), 4099 nucleotides. Lineage: Eukaryota; Metazoa; Chordata; Mammalia; Rodentia; Bathyergidae. The record is from RefSeq and is a predicted model, not a curated record.